Ceraceosorus guamensis is the source of this 1243-nucleotide messenger RNA. RefSeq names its product DUF339-domain-containing protein. The transcript is spliced from 3 exons. Lineage: Eukaryota; Fungi; Basidiomycota; Exobasidiomycetes; Ceraceosorales; Ceraceosoraceae. Gene Ontology annotation, cellular component: mitochondrion. Gene Ontology annotation, biological process: protein-FAD linkage; mitochondrial electron transport, succinate to ubiquinone; tricarboxylic acid cycle. Bases 295 to 1095 code for a protein of 266 amino acids. The record is from RefSeq and is a predicted model, not a curated record.
CGCAAAUCCACCACUUUGAUCCGAAGACCGCAUCAACGAAGCGUGACCCUGACUAACACGUGUUGAGGGAGACCACGAGAUCCUUGCUGCAUUGCACGCGUCAUCCACGUACAUCCCAGUCCAUUCAGAUUGGCCUUCCAUCCCAUCUUUAUACUCUAUACUCGCUCCACUUCGAACACUCUGCAAUCCUCUUUACUCGACAAACGCCACGGGGAGCACGACGACUACAGCGCGCAAGUAAGCAGACAGUGCAUAUUUCUACAACUUCGAGUAACUUCUACUCGUCAGCCAGUCAUGGUCCUCCGACGAAUCGCUCAACAAGGAUUGUGCUCCUUUCGACACUCACAAUGCAGCAGCAGCAAUAGUCGUCUCUUGCGCUGUGUAGCCGCAUCACCCGCAGCUCGAGCCUCCUUCUCCUCUCCGUUGGGCUCACCUCGAAAAGGUUUGUCCACUACGCGUACAUUACUGAAGGAUGACGUAGGAACAGGCGUAGAUCCAGGCUACACCUCUCCCUCUCCUUCAUCCCACAUCAAAGAAGAAGAGAUGAAAGCCUCCAGCGACAGCGACUCGUCCACUCCUGCUCCCUCGCACGAGUCCGAUCCAUUUCCUCUUCCCUUUGAUCCGCGUCUCGAAGGAAUGAACCUUAGCAGCGCAUCCCAAUCAUCAGGAUUGAAGGGAGCUCAUUCCUGGGAGGGUGCGCCGCCAGACGUGGGAGAAGCGGUGGAUGUGGAGCAAAAACAGGACGAAACGCCGGUUCCUAUUCGUCUGCCUGGUAGAGGUCCAGAGGAUGAGGAUAGGGAAAGGCGAAUCGCAAGGCUGAUAUAUCAGGCGAGGAAAAGAGGAACAUUGGAGACGGACUUGCUGCUCUCCACUUUUGCUCAGCAACAUCUCAAAAACAUGCCAGAUAUAGAAGUGCUGGAAUUUGACAUUCUCCUGGAUGAGCCCGAUUGGGAUUUGUUCUACUGGCUGACUGAACGCAAACCCGUGCCUGAAAGGUGGCGAGCCAGUUUCGAGACGGAAGGCAGGCUAGGUUGGCGUUUGCGCAAACAUACAAAGAACGAGAAUAAGGAGGUUCGCAGGAUGCCUUCCCUCUGAGCUGUGCGCGAUCGCUCGGCCUUGUUGUGUCCCCCUCCCCUCCUCUCACCUCACCGAACUGUCCAGACGCGUCAUUGCAUCGCAUUGAUGACAGAAAGCUUAGAAUUAUGUACAGACGAGGCUCGAAAAAUUUCAAGACGACCGCGAC